Messenger RNA from Episyrphus balteatus (marmalade hoverfly), 2009 nucleotides. It is a transcript of the gene Dbx, whose product is annotated as homeobox protein B-H2. The transcript is spliced from 5 exons. The coding region runs from base 8 to 1891 and encodes 627 amino acids. Gene Ontology annotation, biological process: regulation of transcription by RNA polymerase II. The record is from RefSeq and is a predicted model, not a curated record. Gene Ontology annotation, molecular function: DNA binding; DNA-binding transcription factor activity, RNA polymerase II-specific. NCBI's taxonomy places the organism in Eukaryota, Metazoa, Arthropoda, Insecta, Diptera, Syrphidae.
UGCAUUUAUGGUUGACAAUAUCCUGAACGACAAGGAUGCCACAAAUGUGGAGGCCAUCCUAUCGGACGACAGUGAAAGUGAAAGUAAUUCGGAUUUAAAAGAUUCGAUCUGCGAUUCGCCGCAUAAUGAGAUUUUAAGUAGAAAUUCGUCGGUUUCAUCACACGAGGAUAAUUUUAUGAAUAUGUCCUCGGACGAUCAUCAUCAUCAUCAUAGUUUCGUUGCGGGACGCAAUUCGUAUGAUAUGAUUCGUGUAGCGUCGUCGUCGGGACAUCAUAGUGAAGAAGAUGGCGAUCGCAUCGAAAUGUGUUGUAAUAUUUGUGGAAACUUCAAUCAAGUGAUUGUGGAUACGAAAAAUAUGUCCAAUCAUGAGCUGCUAAGACGUGAAAAUGAAUUCAAAUGUGAUAAGUGUUGUGGUCGGAGUUUGAGUGAAAUUCGAAUUUCAAAUGAGGACGACACAAAAGAGACCAUUCUGAAGGAUAGUAGUACGAAGCCGAUUCUGAAAUUUAGCGUUUCCGCAAUAUUGGGAGAUACCAGAGAAGGCGUUCGUGUUAGAAAUGAAUUUAUACAACCCCAACAUAUCUGGCCUUAUAUACAACAAAACUUUAUACAACACACACAAUUUCCACAUCCCGCGUUCCUUACCAAUAGCAAUAGUUGUCAGCCGCAAACCACAUCGUCACCUGGCAGCACAAUUAGUGAUAGCGACAAUCAUCCAAACAGUAACACCAACAACAGCAACAACAACAACAACAACAAUACCAACGGCAGCAGUCAUCUCCACAAUGACAGCAAUCAGAAUGGAGGGUGUUAUGGCGGUGGCGACGACAACCGAAGACAUCAGGGCGCCACUACGGAGAAGCAAGUGAUAGCGAAACCCAUGCCAAGUAGGCCGACACCAUUCCUGCCACAUGGCCUCAACCAUCCGCAUUUGCAUUCACUGCUGGCGCACUGCAGAAAUCCCUACAUGAAUGUAGGAGCUCAGGUCUUCCCUCUUCCGCCAGGACAAGGCUUUCCGUGGGCGCAUUCGACAAGAGGCAAGCCAAGGCGUGGUAUGAUGCGACGUGCAGUGUUUUCAGAUUCCCAAAGAAAAGGAUUAGAAAAGCGAUUCCAACAACAGAAGUACAUUAGCAAACCUGAUAGGAAAAAACUUGCCGAAAGACUAGGACUGAAAGACUCUCAGGUCAAAAUAUGGUUUCAAAAUCGCCGCAUGAAAUGGAGAAAUUCCAAAGAACGUGAACUCCUUGCCAAUGGAGGAUCCCGGGAUCAAACUCUGCCCAACAAAAAUAAUCCAAAUCCCGAUUUAUCUGAUGCCAAAUGUGAUCGAGCAUCUUCGGCUUCACCGCCUCCCAUGUCACCGGAAAAUCUUUCACCUGGUGGUAUCUCUCAACAACAACGACCACAUUCAAAUGCUGGUUCUUCAGAGGCGAUUCCAUCGCCACCCCCUCUAAAUAGUGUCGGUGUUGUUGGGAAAUUUCCACAAAAUCUGCAACUAUCUCCUCCGCCCUUAUCUAAGGUUCAGUCGUCAAUGAGUCAUGAUCAAUCACCGGCUGUUGUUGCUUCGGCUGCUGUUGCUGCAGUAGCAGUUUGUGAUUUUCAAGCGAAAUUCAAUGCUGAAAUGCAAAAACAUUUAUCAAUGGAUCGGAAAUUUAAAUUCGAACCCUCUGAUGUCCAGCAACAGCAACAGCAGCAGCAACAACAUCAGCAACAACAACAACAACAGAGACAAAGAAUGAUUAGUGAUUUAUAUGAAGGAGCUGCUGCAGCAGCAGCAGCUAAUCGUAAUACUGCAUUGGGUCUGAAUCAACAUUUUCAAAAUACGGAAUUUAUGAAAAUGUAUUAUGAUGAUUACGACUCGAAUUCAGACAGUGAUGAGGAAAUUAGUGUGACGUGACGGAAUUGAAUAAUUAUUAUGUAUUGAAAACGUUGAAUCACUUUGUAAAUACAAAAAAAAAAUUAGUUUAAGGAAAUUAUUAAUUUAAUUCAAAGAAAAAAAAAAUCAAGUUCACAGA